Messenger RNA from Aspergillus thermomutatus, 1326 nucleotides. RefSeq lists its product as uncharacterized. Lineage: Eukaryota; Fungi; Ascomycota; Eurotiomycetes; Eurotiales; Aspergillaceae. Gene Ontology annotation, molecular function: ATP binding; protein kinase activity. Gene Ontology annotation, biological process: regulation of mRNA processing; spliceosomal complex assembly; protein phosphorylation. Bases 1 to 1326 code for a protein of 441 amino acids. The transcript has 3 exons. The record is from RefSeq and is a predicted model, not a curated record.
AUGUCCACCUUCACCCCCCUGAAGUCAGAUAAGAUGAGCCGGGAUACAGAUGGAUCCAGCGAAUCUCGAACAUCGACCAUAAGACCCAGCAAGUCUCAGUACAGGCUUAUUGAAGACGUUGAAGACCUGCACAGGUACCGCCCCGGAGGAUAUCAUCCUCUACAAAUCGGGGACGACUUAGAUGACGGCCGAUAUCGACUGGUCGGCAAACUUGGAUAUGUGGCAGUGAAGGCCAUUACCGCUGAUGCCAGUACUUCCACGCCUGAGGCUAGUCUUAUAUAUUCUCUUGGGAACUCGCCACCUAGACCGGGAAGAGAAACUUUUCCACCCCUCUUCGACGAAUUCUGGGUUGCUGGUCCCAAUGGGAAGCAUAGAUGUAUCGUCACUCCACCAGCACGUAUGAGCUUGUUCGAUGCCAGAGAGGCAUCGACUGUUGGUCUCUUUCGGCCCAAGGUCGCGCAGUCGAUUAUCGCCCAGCUCAUUCGUGGCGUCGCAUUCCUUCACAGUCAAGAUAUUGUACACGGCGACCUUCAUCUAGGCAACGUUCUAGUCCAGUUUCCCAAAGCGAUCGAUAGUUUUUCCACGUCAGAGCUGUACGAGAGAUUCGGAGAGCCAGAGUCCGAAGCUGUUGUUCGUCUCGAUGGCAAGCCAUUGUCGAAUAGCGUACCCGCGCGUGUAUUCAUUCCCGGCUGGUUUGGCGUUCGCAGCGAUGAUAUUGUUCUUGGAGAGGAGAAGAUCAUCCUUAGCGACUUUGGAGAAUCUUUCAACCCACACAAAACGGUCAGGUUCUCCUCGAAGACCCUUCCUCUCCUCCAGCCACCCGAGGCCAGAUUCUCUGACGAGCCGCUGUCCUUUGCCUCGGACAUUUGGACGCUUGCCUGUACCAUCUGGGAGAUUUUUGGCCAGCGGCCUUUGUUUGAGGCUUUUUUCCCAAAUGCAGACCGUGUCACCGCGGAGCAAGUCGAAGUCCUCGGCAUCUUACCUCCUGAGUGGUGGGGAAAGUGGAGCAGAAGACUGGAAUGGUUCAACGAAGAGGGAGAGUUGGAUUUGAAGAAAACGUCUAGGGGCCACGAUGGCGUGCGCAUGUCCUGGGACCAGAGGUUUGACUACUGCGUACAGGAGCCUCGGGCUGAGGCGGGCCUGGAAACCGUGACGGAGAAAGAGAGGAGGGCGUUCAAGGCGAUGCUUCGGUCAAUGCUGGCCUUCCGGCCGAAGGAAAGAGCGACAGCACAACAGGUUUUGCACUCGGAAUGGAUGAAAGACUGGGGACAACCGGCUCUUGAAGAGAGCUGGAGUACUUUGAAUCCUGAGAUGAAAGAGAAAUAA